Molecule: messenger RNA, 1514 nt
Organism: Condylostylus longicornis
Lineage: Eukaryota; Metazoa; Arthropoda; Insecta; Diptera; Dolichopodidae
Gene: cpa
Product: F-actin-capping protein subunit alpha
Exons: 5
Coding region: 170-1027 (285 amino acids)
Biological process (GO): actin cytoskeleton organization; barbed-end actin filament capping
Cellular component (GO): F-actin capping protein complex; actin cortical patch
Molecular function (GO): actin filament binding
Source: RefSeq, a predicted model, not a curated record
CUUGACAACAGCAUUAAAAACGAUACGAGUUAAAAAAAAGUGCAUUCUUCCUUAAUUAAAUUUUAUUUUGUUAAAUUAAAAAUAUAUAAAAUUCCAAUUAUUAUUAAGACGCAUUUAAAUAUAUAUUUUUAAGUUUCUACUAUAAAGCACUUAUAUUUUAGUUAUUAUUAUGGAGAGUGAGAUCAGUGAUAGUGAAAAGGUUAGAAUUGUUUCUGAUUUUAUAUUGCAUGCACCACCUGGAGAAUUCAAUGAAGUAUUUAAUGAUGUUCGUGAAUUAUUAAAAAAUGAUGCUUUAUUAAAAGAAGGAGCAAGUGCUGCAUUUGCUCAAUAUAAUAAAGAUCAAAUAACACCUGUUAAAAUUGAGGGCAGCGACCAUUCAGCUGUGAUUACUGAAUAUAAUGACUUAGGAGGCGGUCGAUUUUAUGAUCCCAGAACUAAACAAGCAUUUAAAUAUGAUCAUUUACGUAAAGAAGCAUCCGAUUAUCAAAAUUAUGAAACUGAUUCGAAUUCAGAAUUAUGGCGAUCCGCUUUAGAUAUAGAAACAAUAGCUUAUACUGCCAAUCAUUAUAGACAUGGUGUAUGUUCUGUAUUUGGUAAAACACAAGGUAGUCAAAUUACACUAACAAUUUGCAUUGAAGAUCAUCAAUUUCAACCAAAAAAUUAUUGGAAUGGUAGAUGGCGAUCACAAUGGCAUGUUUCUUUUACUCCUGGUAGCCCAGUUACUGAAGUUAAAGGUGUUCUUAAAGUUCAGGUUCAUUACUACGAAGACGGUAAUGUGCAAUUAGUAUCAUCAAAAGAAUGUCGUGAACCCUUAACAGUCACAAAUGAACAGCAAACAGCAAAAGAUAUUAUAAAAAUAAUUGAAGAAGCUGAAAAUGAAUAUCAAAUGGCUAUUUCAGAAAAUUAUGUCACAAUGUCUGAUACAACAUUUAAAGCAAUGCGCCGGCAAUUACCUAUAACAAGAACUAAAAUUGAUUGGGGUAAAAUUGUUUCGUACAGUAUUGGAAAAGAGCUGAAAACGCAAUAAAAUCUAAAUAAUAAUAAUAAUAAAUUACAAAAGGAACCAUUUUUUUAUAAUUUUUUUUUUUUUUUUUUUAUAUUAUAUAAAUAUUAUGUAUAAUUAUACAUAUGUAAUAUAUAUUUUAUAUGCAUACGUUAAUGUAUAUAUGUGUAUGUACAUAUGUAUAUAAAUAAAAGAAAAAGAAAACAACAAGAAGAAAAACCUAUUAAUUAAAAAUUAAAUUUUAUUUAAAUUUUUCCUUUUUCUCUUAUCUGACAAUUUUCAAUUUUUUUUUUUUUCAUUUUUUGGUCAUUUUUCUUAAAAAUAAUUAAGAGAAAAUAAAAUUUUAAACACCACUCUUUUAUCUUUUAUUAGUUUUCUUUUUUUUUUUUUCAAAUUAAAAUUAAAAAAAUAAAAAGCAAAUAAAUUUUUAAAACAAAUUUAUAUCGUUGAUAAAUAAAUUUAUAAUAAAAAAUAAGAAAAGUAAAAAAUUAAAUCAAAAAAAAAAAUUAGU